CCCGGAGCGGGGCCGCGCUCGCCCCCUGCGGCCCCGGAGGCCCCGGCGGAAGCGGCGCAGGGCGCACAUGGCGCUGUACAGCGCGGCGGCCGCGGUGCUGGCGGGGCUGGAGCGCGGCGAGGGCGGCCUCAAGAGCCUCGUGUACAACAGCGGCUUCCCGCAUGUCCGGCAGCUGUACGCGCUGGUGUCCGAGACCCUCCGCUACGCCUCCGUGCUGGAGAAGCUGCUGGAUAGAGCCGCGCUGCUGCAGGCCGAGAAGAAGCUGGGGCCGCAGCUGGCGAAGGUCUUGGUGUAUGACCUGCUCUUCGGCAAGGGGCUGAAGUGCGGGGGCCGGUGGAAGGCCCUGGCCCGGCGGCACCGGGCACGGCUGGAGGCCGAGCUGGCCCGCAUGAAGGUGCGGCGCAAGGUGAGCCGCAACGAGGACCUGCUGGCCCCGGAGAAGUCAGUAAGCGCCGCAGCCUCCCAGGUCCCACGCUACAUCCGGGUCAACACCCUGAAGACUUGUGUGGACGAUGUGAUCGAGUUCUUCAAGCGCCAGGGAUAUGCCUAUCUGGGCAAGGCAGCCAGUGUGGAGGAGCUGAAGGCCCUUUCUGGAAAAAAAUUCUUGUUGGAUCCGCAUCUUCCGGAACUGUUGGUUUUCCCUUCACAGACAGACCUCCAUGACAACCUGCUGUAUACUACAGGACAAAUAAUUUUGCAGGACAAGGCCAGCUGCCUCCCUGCUUUCCUCCUUGGCCCUGUUGCUGGCUCCCAUGUCAUCGAUGCCUGCGCCGCCCCUGGAAACAAGACAAGCCACCUAGCUGCCAUCCUGAAGAACAAGGGGUGGUCAGUUCACGGCUUGUCUUGGGCUCUCGGCUCUGCCUUCAGACAGAUCUUUGCCUUUGAUGUGGACGCCAAGCGCAUGGCCACCAUGAACACAUUGCUGACACGGGCAGGGGUCACUGGCUGCCAGCUGGUCCAGCAAGACUUUCUGACUGUGGACCCCAGAGACCCCAAAUACAGCAGGGUAACCCACAUCCUUCUUGACCCAUCCUGCAGUGGCUCAGGGAUGGUGACACGGGGGCCAGGGGAGGAGGCGGCCCCGAAUGCUGAACGCUUGCAGGCACUGGCUGGCUUCCAGCGCCGCAUCCUCAGCCAUGCCCUGAGCUUUCCAGCUGUCCGGCGCCUUGUCUACUCCACCUGCUCCCUACACCAGGAAGAGAACGAGGAUGUGGUGCAGGCUGUACUGCAGGAGUGGGGCUCGGCCUUCAGGCUGGUGACUGCCUUCCCAUCCUGGUCUUGCCGAGGACUUGCAGCCUUCUCUGGAGCAGAGAGCUGCCUCCGUGCUUCCCCUGAAGAGACCCUCACCCAUGGCUUCUUCGUGGCUGUGCUGGAGCGGUGCAGGGAAGGGGCUGCUGACCCAAGCUCCCUGCCUGCAGCAGCCAAGGAGAACCCACAGCCAGGAAAGGGAGCAGAGCCAGGAGCAGCUCUCAAGAAGAGGAAAAAGAAAAAGCAGCGGGUGAAAGAGUGAAACACCAUUUUCUGGACAAACCCCUGCACAGCUGGGGCUGUGGGGAGCACAUACUGGCCUGAACACAAGUCAAGCUAUGUGCUGUGUAACACUGGGGACUGAGUGCCAAUGCUGGGACCAACCUGGUGCUGGGAAGGGGCAACCGCUCACCCAGGGCUGCCCCUUGCAGCCAACCCUCACCCCAGGUUUGCUCCCAAGGCAAUCCCCACUCUGCACCCUGCAGGGCUGGGGUCCUCCAGCUGGAUUAAGGGUAGUUCAUCACGUUCCCUCCCAAAAAAAAAAAAAAAAUCACUGUAGGGAUAAAGCAGAUUAAAAGUUUUUCUCCACUGUU
Haemorhous mexicanus (house finch) is the source of this 1841-nucleotide messenger RNA. RefSeq names its product NOP2/Sun RNA methyltransferase 5 (gene NSUN5). Gene Ontology annotation, molecular function: methyltransferase activity. The record is from RefSeq and is a predicted model, not a curated record. The coding region runs from base 68 to 1510 and encodes 480 amino acids. Gene Ontology annotation, cellular component: nucleolus. Gene Ontology annotation, biological process: rRNA base methylation. NCBI's taxonomy places the organism in Eukaryota, Metazoa, Chordata, Aves, Passeriformes, Fringillidae. The transcript is spliced from 10 exons.